AUGAUGAUGCGGUUGACGGUCCACCGCCGUUGGUUCAGUGUGGGCAUUGCCUCAAAACAGGAUAUUGUACCGCACAGCACCGUACGCCGGUUGAAACCGCUAACAGUUAAUCGCACCGGUAGUAAUGGUAACGCACAGGAUCAACCAGCACCGAUCGAUGAAGGACCGCGUAUGAACGAGAUGAACAUACAGAUGCUUUCGAACUCUCUGUACCGGCAAAUUUUCCAACCAAACUCACGUACAAAGCAACCCACCGGUCGGAUUGAUCCGGCCCGCGUAAAAUCGCUCCAGGAAGAGCUUCUGCGCCAUGGGAUCGAUGUUUCGAAGCCGGUACUGCUACCGGACGUAGAGCUGAAGUUGCCACCGCUACGCGGUGCCAACAUUGAGGAACAUUUCUACACGAUUUCUGAGGAGCAGAGUGAACCAUAUCGGCGUGCCGUGGAGCAGCUGCCCCAGGAUACACCCGCACUGCCAGAUGUUUGGGCAAAAGCGCCCGGCUGGACACGGUACGACCCGGCAACGGGAAGUGCAACCGCCAUCGCAUACCCAACCGAUGCAGCGCUCGUAUUCGAUGUGGAGGUAUGUGUGAAGGUAGGACCGCUUCCGAUAAUGGCAACAGCGACUGGAACGGCUGGCUGUUGGUAUUCUUGGAGAAGCCCGUUGCUAUUUAGCGAUAUCCGUCAACCAAGCCACUAUCAGCAUACCGAGUUGAUUCCGCUGGAAAGUGAGGAGAAUGCAGGUAACUCCACCCAUCCGGCACGGAUUGUCAUUGGUCACAAUGCAUCGUACGAUCGUGCUCGGGUACGCGAACAAUACUUUCUACAACCGUCCGGCCUACGUUUUCUCGACACGAUGGCGCUGCACGUGUGUGUUAGCGGCAUCACUAGCUACCAGCGGGCGAUGCUAAAGUCAUCCAAGCAACUUCCGGCGGAGGAUACGGGUUGGAGCGAGCAAAGCUCACUCAACAAUUUAGCCGACGUGUACGCACUGUACUGUGGCGGUGGGAAGCUCGCGAAAACGAAGCGCGACACGUUCGUGGAAGGUUCGCUCGAGGACGUGCGGUCUGAAUUCAAUAGCCUUAUGAGCUACUGUGCGGAGGAUGUACGUGCGACCAAAGCCGUGCUGCACCGUUUGUGGCCUCUGUUUCGCGAACGUUUCCCACAUCCGGCAACGUUGGUCGGUAUGCUAGAAAUGGGCAGUGCUUAUCUGCCAGUCAACAGUAACUGGACACGUUACCUUACCGAGGCCGAUCUUGCGUUUGAAGAUCUCGAUCUGGAAGUGAAGCAUCAGCUUGCCCAGCGGGCAGAUGCUGCUUGUUCACUCCUGCACGAUGAAGCCUACCGACGGGAUUUGUGGCUUUGGGAUCAAGAUUGGAGCGUGCAGGAGCUAAAGCUAAAAGCAGGGAAGUUGGCCAGCAAGAAAACUACAAUCCCGGAACGUUCGCCUGUGAUGAAUGGAAAUUUUGACACGGACGAAGCGUCACGAUUGGCGAAUAAAUUUGCCUACUUGUACGAAACUGCAAACCGGUUACCGGCACGACGGCCAUUAUUACCAGGAUAUCCGGAAUGGUACCGUAAGCUAUGCUCGAAACCGACCACCGACGAUUGGUGUCCCGGGCCGUCCGGAAAGUUGGGCACCGGUAUGCAGAUCGCACCGAAGCUCCUAUCACUCUGCUGGGAAGGCUAUCCGUUGCAUUACAUCCGCGAGCAUGGUUGGGGUUUUCUGGUACCGUUCAAAUACGAACGAGACGAAGAAUGUAUCGAGACAGCCUUACCGUUAGAGCAACUAAUUGCUGCCUGUCCCGUAGCAGAGAUAAACCAUUCCGGUGCAUCAUCCGCAGAAAGUGGCGAAGCCCUGAACCAACUUGCCCAGCAAGUUGAGAAAACCAUCAGCCGGAAGGAUUAUUAUAGUUAUCGGCAACGGAAAUCUGGCGCUACGACAGCUAAACGCCCCACGUAUAACGGUUCGGGUGUUUGGUGUAAUGUCGAGCUGGAAGGAUGCUGCUACUUUCUGCAACUCCCUCACAAAGAUGGCACCGGCCAUCGUGUUGGCAAUCCGCUGUCAAAGGACUUUUUAACCAAAUUUUCCGACCACGUGCUGGCCGGUGAUGGGCGGGCAGCCGAACGGGUGGUUGAGAUUGCGCGCAUGCUUACCUACUGGCGCAACAAUCGGGACCGGAUUCGGGGUCAACUGGUUGUGUGGUGUGAUUUGCACCGUACGGUCGGUGCGAUCAUACCGCAGGUCGUUGUAUGUGGUACGCUUACGCGGCGUGCCAUGGAACCGACCUGGAUGACAGCAAGUAACGCACAGCGAGAACGUGUCGGAUCAGAGUUACGUGCGAUGGUACAGGCUCCGGCUGGGUAUCGGUUGGUUGGUGCGGAUGUAGACAGCCAAGAGCUCUGGAUAGCGUCCGUACUGGGAGACGCCGGUACGGGACUAUACGGUGGUACACCGUUCGGAUGGAUGACCCUGAGUGGUACCAAAGCCGCCCGCACUGACAUGCAUAGCGUAACGGCACAAGCCGUUGGAAUAUCGCGUGACCAUGCCAAGGUGCUCAACUACGCACGAAUUUACGGAGCUGGCCAACAGUUUGCCGAACGAUUGCUGAAACAGUUUAAUCCGACGCUUACCGGAGCAGAAGCACGCUCCAAAGCGACCAAAAUGUUCACCCUAACGAAGGGCCGUCGGAUGUACCGGUUGCGGGACGCACUACGUGACCAAUAUCCAAUGCAACCAAUCCGUUCGACGGUGUACGAGGCUCUCGGGUUAGCGAGAGUAUGUAACAAAGUUGUUGGUGAGCUGUUCGAGGGUCCUCACUGGUUGGGCGGCACGGAGAGUGCAAUGUUCAAUCGGUUGGAGGAGAUUGCGGGCAGUACCAAACCGGCCACACCGUUUCUAGGCGGUAGGCUCAGCAGAGCGCUGGAACCACAGUACGGUACGGAGGAUCGAUUCCUGCCGACACGGAUUAACUGGGUGGUGCAGAGUGGAGCGGUCGAUUUUCUACACCUAAUGCUGGUAUGUAUGCGGUGGCUGAUGGGUGGAACCAAUGGCGGUCAAUUGCGGUUCUGUCUGAGCUUUCAUGAUGAGGUCCGGUACCUGGUACCGGAACGGUACGCACACCAUGCCGCACUAGCCCUACACGUGACAAAUCUUUUGACGCGAGCAUUCUGCGCACAUCGUGUGGGCUUUCGCGAUCUACCACAGUCGGUUGCCUUUUUCUCGUCCGUCGAGGUUGACCGGGUACUGCGCAAAGAGGCACAGCACGACUGCCGAACACCCUCCAAUCCGCACGGGUUGCGCAUUGGAUAUGGCAUUCCGGACGGUGAGUCUCUCGACAUUUACCAAACACUGGCCCAAUUAAGCCCGGCACAACGCGACAUCAGUAGCUGGGAAUGGCAUCGGCCGCAAAAAGGUACCAAAACUGUGAAGCGGAUCAAAACGACGAAGGUGAAGUCGUGA
This is a messenger RNA of Anopheles maculipalpis, 3459 nucleotides long. RefSeq names its product DNA polymerase subunit gamma-1, mitochondrial (gene tam). The transcript has 2 exons. Gene Ontology annotation, biological process: mitochondrial DNA replication. Bases 1 to 3459 code for a protein of 1152 amino acids. Lineage: Eukaryota; Metazoa; Arthropoda; Insecta; Diptera; Culicidae. Gene Ontology annotation, molecular function: DNA-directed DNA polymerase activity; DNA binding; 3'-5' exonuclease activity. Gene Ontology annotation, cellular component: mitochondrion; gamma DNA polymerase complex. The record is from RefSeq and is a predicted model, not a curated record.